AUGUCCGAAGCCGACAGCACCAAGAACGGUACCAGCCGUCCGCAGCUCACCUCGAGCAUGCGCAGCAGCUCGUACCUGAGCGAUCACCAGCAGUACCGCCCGCCGACCAAGCCGGACAACCACUAUGGCAUUGACACCGUCGUCGAGGGUGUGCAGAACACCCAGAUCAGCCCGUCCCCGCCCCAGAUCAUCCCCUUCAAUGGCAUUCCCUCGCCCGACAAUCACAAGGUGGUCGAGAGCGGCGUGAGCCAUGACUUCUCCCAUCCGAACUGUGCUGCGGCUCCUGGCACCCCUCGAACGGAUCGUCUCAUUGCUACGCUCAUCUACAAGGCCACCAGUCCGCGUGUGUCAAACGCCGUCCCCUCACCCCGCCUUGCCCCCUCUCCGGGCCUGGACGGCGAGUCGUCCGAUAUCCCUGCCAACAUGGCGCCCACCACCGACCUCGCCGAGUUCCCCAUGGAGCCCCCGAUCGCCGACCCGGAGCCGCUCGACCACCUCUACGGCUCCUACAUCUCGCCCCUCUGCAUCACCUCGUUCCUCCACCUCAUGUCCACCUUUCCGCUGCCGCCGGGCUCAAAUGACCUCAGCAGCUCCCAUAGGUGUCUCGACAAUUCUGAUCACCCACUGGUUGUCGAGCUCACUCUGAGCCCGGCCCCUGCCCCGACGUACCUGAGCCUCAAUGACAUGCGCAAGCACGAGCUCAUCUACCGCUUCGAGCGCGAGUGGAAUGUUGACGUGGUGCUGCAGCCCGACACUCUCUGGCGCCGGCAUCCCCGCCUCGUCGUCUUCGACAUGGACAGCACUCUCAUCACGCAGGAGGUCAUUGACCUGCUUGCCGCUACGAUCACCAACCCCCCCGACCUGGCGGCGCGCGUGGCCGACAUCACCCACCGCGCCAUGCUGGGCGAGCUGGAAUUCGACAGCGCCUUCCGCGAGCGCGUCGCCCUGCUCAAGGGCCUGCCGGCCACCAUCUUCGAGGACCUCCGGCCCGUGCUCGACGUGACCAAGGGGGUGCCGCAGCUCGUCAGGGCGCUCAAGCGGCUGGGCGUCAAGACGGCCGUGCUCAGCGGCGGCUUCCUGCCGCUGACGAGCUGGCUGGCGGGCGAGCUGGGCAUCGACCACGCGCACGCCAACGAGGUGUACGUCGACGACGCCGGCCGCCUGACGGGCGAGGUCAAGGGCCGGAUCGUCGGCAGGGAGCGCAAGCAGGAGCUGCUGCUCGAGAUCGCGGCCCGCGAGGGCGUCGACCCGCGGCAGGUCAUCGCCGUCGGCGACGGCGCCAACGACCUCCUCAUGAUGGAGUCGGCGCGGCUCGGCGUCGCCUGGCACGCCAAGCCCCGCGUGCAGAUGGAGGCCGGCGCCCGGCUCAACGGCGGCAGCCUGCUCGACCUGCUGUACCUGUUUGGCUUCACCAGGGAGGAGAUCGAGGAGCUUUCGGCGUAA
Thyridium curvatum is the source of this 1443-nucleotide messenger RNA. RefSeq lists its product as uncharacterized. NCBI's taxonomy places the organism in Eukaryota, Fungi, Ascomycota, Sordariomycetes, Thyridiales, Thyridiaceae. Gene Ontology annotation, biological process: L-serine biosynthetic process; dephosphorylation. The record is from RefSeq and is a predicted model, not a curated record. Gene Ontology annotation, molecular function: L-phosphoserine phosphatase activity; magnesium ion binding. Bases 1 to 1443 code for a protein of 480 amino acids. The transcript has a single exon. Gene Ontology annotation, cellular component: cytoplasm.